Molecule: messenger RNA, 975 nt
Organism: Micropterus dolomieu (smallmouth bass)
Lineage: Eukaryota; Metazoa; Chordata; Actinopteri; Centrarchiformes; Centrarchidae
Product: complement C1q-like protein 2
Exons: 2
Coding region: 7-768 (253 amino acids)
Molecular function (GO): protein binding
Source: RefSeq, a predicted model, not a curated record
AUCGUCAUGGUUUUGGCUCUCAUCAUCGCGAUUCCCCUGCUGGUCCAAACUUCAAAGACCGAUGCGCACUACGAGAUGAUGGGCACCUGUCGGAUGAUAUGUGACCCGUACAACCCCAAACCGAGCGCCACGGCUCUGGAGGUCAUGCAAGACCUGAGCGCCAUACCUUCUACGACCUUUGUUCAAGGGACUAAAGGCGAGCCGGGUCGGCCGGGGAAACCCGGGCCCAGGGGCCCGCCAGGCGAACCGGGUCCUCCCGGUCCGAGAGGGCCGCCGGGGGAUAGAGGAGAUUCAGGAAAGACGGGGUAUCCCGGGGUAGUAGGUACAGCGCGGACCGAGACCGGCGAUGAUCUGAGCUCUACUAUCGGCAGGGCAAAGAUAGCCUUUUAUGUGGGUCUGAAAAACCCUCACGAGGGAUACGAAGUGUUACGGUUCGACGACGUUGUAACUAACCUGGGGAAGCACUACGACCCGACGACCGGCAAGUUCACAUGCCAGGUGUCUGGGAUUUACUACUUCACCUAUCAUGUGCUGAUGCGCGGUGGAGACGGGACGAGCAUGUGGGCAGACUUAUGCAAAAACGGACAGGUCCGAGCCAGUGCCAUAGCACAGGACGCCGACCAGAACUAUGACUACGCCAGCAACAGCGUCGUCCUGCAUCUGGACUCCGGUGAUGAAAUUUAUGUGAAACUGGACGGCGGCAAGGCGCACGGCGGGAACAAUAACAAAUACAGCACGUUUUCCGGUUUCCUUUUGUACCCGGACUAAUAUGGGAUUGCACCAGUACAUCCCAGAUCUGUGAUAAAAGAAGUAAAGUUCUUUUUAAUAUAAUCAACAGCGUAGAUCAGACCGAAAAGAGGAAGAUGCCAUCCUGCAACGAAGUCUGGAUGAUUCUUUUUUGCCUGCAGGCAGGAAUGAAAUCAUUUCACUUAUUUCCACAAUGUUUGCUGAUUUUCUUUAACAAACAAAAAGUAC